UGUACGCAGUCUACCCACGUGUUUGAACUAAAUCCUCGGGUAUUCGGGCGAUAUUCCGGCAGUCUUAUUAGCUCCGUGCUACCGAAUAGAAGGGAUCUCGUCGUUCCUCUAGACAACACUCUCAGCCCAAAACUACUUUCUACUAAUGAAAUGGAACAAACUAUUCCCAAGUCAAUGGCGGGAUUCUUUUUCCUGACCCUGGUGAUUCAAAUGACUGCAACUCAUUACAUAAGUUUUGACUCCCAAUCACCCAGAGAAGUAGCCAAUGAUUACGAUGACAGACCCAAAACCGUCGACGAUUCAUACACAAAUUCACUUACGGACAAUAUUGAGACACAUCAUCAUAAAGCGUUAAAAGCCAAACGGAAGCCUGUUAGAAUCACUGGCGGACCUCUUUUACUUGCCAAAGGACAAUCUGGAGAAUUAACGUGUACAGCUUACGGGUCACCAUUCCCGCAAAUCCAUUGGAUCCGCGGUGAUGAUUUACAGAGCCAAAUUGAAAAACUAAAAUACGUAAAUCUUGUCUACCACGAGCCGACCAAUGAAAAAGUUGAUUUUGGAAUCGUUAAAUCGAAAUACAUCGUCGACUGCGCUUCUGAAGCAGACAAAGGCAUCAUCCACUGCGUGUCAAUAGUCAAUGAGAAAGUCCAGGUAGCAUCGACAUACAUCGACAUUGAUGCCUCAACAAUAGACUUGUCCGAAAGAUGUAACCUGAUCCGCGCACCAGUGAUAACAAACUUCAUUUCAUCAAUGUUGGUAUCCCAGGACAGCUCGGUGGUGAUUCCCUGCACCGUCCAGGGCGAACCCAAACCAGACAUCAUUUGGCAAACGUAUAACGGCACAACAAUCACCCCGACCACGGAUCCACGGUACGAAUUGCUCAGCUCCGGAGACCUCUUGAUCUCCUCGCUCAAGUGGGUCGACAUGGACGGAUAUGUCUGCAUAGCCAAGUCUAAGUUUGGCGAAGAUCGUCAAUCAACGUUUUUAUAUCCGGUCCAAAAUGGAAGAUCGACUUAGAAAAAUGAUUUCGAUAGAUUUGUUUUAAUAGAAUUUAAUGAAGAUAAACCAAUGGCCAAUGAGAGUACUUGAAUCCACCUAUUUAAAAAUUAGAAUAAGUAGAUAGCUGACUAUUGUGCUAAAUUUAAAUACCGUAACAUAUAAAUUAUAUAUGGAAAAUAAUCUGCGUAAAAGAGAAAAAAAAUAAGCGGCUACGAACGAGUCAAAAAUAUAAAGAUAUUUAUAUAUAUAUAUAUACUAUGCAAUGUAAUUAUCUAGUCACCAAGUGGUAUAGGUAAACUUUCCAAUCAAUAACCUGGCCGGCCCAUAGUCAGUAAUUAUUAUAUUUAUAUUAAUUUAAUUAAUUAUUAUUAUUAUUUUUUUUAAUUUUAUUUUAACGCGUAACAUUCCCAAAAUGUAUUUUUUCAUUUAUUUAGUUACGUAUUUUUUUUAGUUAGCCAAUUGUUUAAUUGUGCAUAGUGCAAUUAUUAAUUGACGUAAAUUAAUAUUAUUUAAAUUAAAUUAUUAUUAUUGAAUAAAUAAAUAAUCAUUGUAAUAAAAAAUAUAUCUAAAAGUGAUGGUAAUGAUACUGAUAUGUAUAUUACCUCACAGAACAAU
Molecule: messenger RNA, 1614 nt
Organism: Microplitis demolitor
Lineage: Eukaryota; Metazoa; Arthropoda; Insecta; Hymenoptera; Braconidae
Gene: ImpL2
Product: zwei Ig domain protein zig-3
Exons: 7
Coding region: 151-1017 (288 amino acids)
Biological process (GO): axon guidance; homophilic cell-cell adhesion; dendrite self-avoidance
Cellular component (GO): plasma membrane; axon
Molecular function (GO): cell-cell adhesion mediator activity
Source: RefSeq, a predicted model, not a curated record